Molecule: messenger RNA, 564 nt
Organism: Polistes dominula (European paper wasp)
Lineage: Eukaryota; Metazoa; Arthropoda; Insecta; Hymenoptera; Vespidae
Gene: RpL23
Product: ribosomal protein L23
Biological process (GO): translation
Cellular component (GO): ribosome; cytosolic large ribosomal subunit
Molecular function (GO): structural constituent of ribosome; large ribosomal subunit rRNA binding
Source: RefSeq, a predicted model, not a curated record
ACUUCCGGAAUAAGGUUGGUACGACUGUGAAAAUCGUAUAGUUUGCCGUAAAAGUCAUUUACAAGUCUUUUAGAUCGAACCAAGAUGUCGAAGAGAGGUCGUGGUGGUUCUGCGGGAGCGAAAUUUAGGAUAUCACUGGGUUUGCCAGUUGGUGCUGUCAUCAACUGUGCCGACAAUACCGGUGCUAAAAAUCUAUACGUCAUAGCAGUUCAAGGUAUCAAGGGUAGAUUGAAUCGUUUACCAGCAGCAGGAUCAGGUGACAUGAUUGUCGCUACUGUGAAAAAAGGCAAACCUGAACUCAGGAAGAAGGUUAUGCCUGCAGUAGUGAUACGGCAACGGAAACCUUUUAGAAGGAAGGACGGGGUAUUUAUAUACUUCGAAGAUAAUGCCGGAGUUAUUGUUAAUAAUAAAGGCGAAAUGAAAGGAUCAGCUAUUACGGGACCUGUUGCUAAAGAAUGUGCAGAUUUAUGGCCAAGAAUUGCUUCCAAUGCUAGCAGUAUCGCAUAAAACAUCCUGUAUAAAUCUUUCAUAAAAUAAAUUUGGACAAGUGUCUUAAGAAUCAUA